This is a messenger RNA of Catharus ustulatus (Swainson's thrush), 10790 nucleotides long. It is a transcript of the gene IL11RA, whose product is annotated as interleukin 11 receptor subunit alpha. Gene Ontology annotation, biological process: cytokine-mediated signaling pathway. The transcript is spliced from 13 exons. Gene Ontology annotation, molecular function: cytokine receptor activity; protein binding. NCBI's taxonomy places the organism in Eukaryota, Metazoa, Chordata, Aves, Passeriformes, Turdidae. Gene Ontology annotation, cellular component: membrane; external side of plasma membrane. The coding region runs from base 19 to 1257 and encodes 412 amino acids. The record is from RefSeq and is a predicted model, not a curated record.
GAGCGAGGAGGAGAUGAGAUGCGCAGUUCCAUCCCAGGCCUGGGCAGGGUGAUGGUGUUCCUCGCAGCAGCCCUGGCAUCAGCCUCCUUUGCUAUCCCUGAAGACUGGGGAGAGGAAGGCGUGCAGUAUGGACAGCUGGGAACGGACGUGACCCUGUCAUGCCCUGGUGUCCCUGCCAGCUCACCAGUGCAGUGGAGACGAGCAGGUGCCACGGCGCUGCCAGAGGGCUCAGCCAUCCAGCAGGGAUCCCUGGUGCUGCCAAGGGCCAGCUUGGCCUUCGUGGGAACGUACAGCUGCCAUGGCGAGGACGGUGGCCUCCUGCACACUGUGUCCCUCCGCCUGGGGCACCUGCCUGGAGUUCCCUUUGUGUCCUGCAGAGCAUCUGACUAUGAGAAUUUCUCUUGCUCCUGGACCUCCAGUGUGGAGACCUUCCUCCCUACCAGAUACAUCACCACAUACAGGAAGAAAUCUCUGACAGGCGAAGAAAAGCGGAGGAACAAGAACGGGCACGUGGGGCUGUGCCUGCAGGAUCCGUCCCGCCCUGGCACCUGCACCGUCCACAGGUCAGAGUUCUGGAGCUCCUACCGCCUGAACAUCACCGAGGUGAACCCCCUGGGCUUCAGCUACCGCCUUCUUGAUGUCACCAUGCAGGCCAUCAUUAAGCCUGACCCUCCAGAGGGUUUGGUGGUGGAGCCUAUCCCCCUGGCCCCACGGCGACUCCAUGUGAGCUGGAAGUACCCUUCCUCCUGGCCAAAGGAACCCCACUUCCAGCUGAGGUUUCGGCUCCAGUACCGACCCGUCAUCCACCGUUCCUGGUCCGUGGUAGAGACGGUGAAUCUGUCUGAGGUUAUCACGGAUGCCUUCACCGGGCUGGAGCACGUGGUCCAAGUCAGUGCCAAGGAUUUCCUGGAUGCAGGGAAUUGGAGCGAGUGGAGUGCUGAGGCCCGAGCAACACCAGUCAGAGACUUGGCCUCCACAGCAAGUGAAGAAACCACUACAGAUGCCAGACUGGAGAGCCUGGCUGAGGAGCCCUCCCAGGCUCCCAACCCUGAGCCCAUAAAUCGCAGUGACCCCUUGGAGAAGAUGGCUGUCCUGGUGUCCCUUGGGAUCUUUGCCUUCUUCAUCCUGGCUGCUGUUCUUGUCAUCACCAUCCUCAUCUGGCUCCGGGUGAGGAAACAUGGCAAGGACAAGACCAAACCCAACUUUUUGGUUGCUGCCACCCACUUGAAGGCACUACCAAAAGCUCAGAUCCUGUAGUGAGCCCUGGCCGAUCCCUGCUCCCUGCACCCGCUUGCCCACGCGUGGGACUUGAUGCCACUGCUGGCCCCCAAGGACCCCACGCCUCCUGGGUCACCCCACAGCUGUGGACAUUGCCGGAGCCCCCAACACCCUGGGGUUGCAGGAUGGAUCCUAAGGAGAGAGGCUCUGCUCUCAGGAGCGUUGGACUGCCUGAGCCCACCAGGAGCCAGCUGGAGUCACUUCAGGCUCAGGGUGACAGGCCAGCUCCACCUCCGAGCGCUGCUAAACAAAUGGGGAUAAGACACUGAGCCAGCCCCACUUCACUGCCUAGUGUUGAGGGGGACCAUGGGUGUAGGCUCCCGGGGGUGCUGGGCAUCAGUGCCAGACCGAGGGGUGCUGACCCCUGCCUGUCACCCCCCACCGGCCGCCAGCAGGCGGAACAGAACACCCCCUGCCCCUUCCCUCUGCCCCAACCCCCUGUGCUGUGGCUGGACGGAGCAGCGAUGCCAAUAAAGGGGAUAUGCCAAUGCUACCAUUGGCACUGUCCAGGCAAACCCCAGUGCAGAUGAUGUGGGGCCAAGGGAAGGAUGAGUGCCAGCUUGGGAAUGGUCCUUGCAGGAGGUGCACAGGCAGCAGGGCUGCCUCCCAAACUGUUCAGCCCUCUCUCCAGGUGCCUGAAGGGUCUGAGGGAGCAUGACAGCUGAGACAGGACCCUCUGCACAGCCCCCCUUGCUCUGCAUGCGGCCCCCUUGCUGCACCUCGACCUGGCCCCUCUAAUGGCUUCCAUGUGUUGGCACCUCCCGACCCCCGUGCUCAGUGCCAGCAGCCCAACGAGAUCCAGAUGGAGCUGGAUGGAAAUUCAGACAGCGACAAUGCGUGGAGCACGGGGAGCAGAGCCAGUGCAGGGUGGGGACCCACCUGGGUCCUGGGGCUGCCUGUGACCCUACAAUGCAGAGGGAGCCUGGACUGGGGCACCCACAAAGGGUCCUUGUAUCGGCUGGAUUGUAGGGAACUGGGGCAAGCUGUGCCUUUUCCAGUGUCUUGUGUGCCCACAGGCUCCCUGCUGCUCUCACUGGGUGCCCUGGUUGUGGGGUCCAUGCUUGACUUUGUGGGGUUGCAGCCCUUGCCUGUCUCUCAUGAGCACAUCAGAGAGUUGGGGUUCAGCCCUCUAUCUGGCACUAUCCCUGGACGAGAGCAGAGCUCUCCACAGGGCAGGUAAGGCAGAUCACCACCCUGGGGAGGUGUAAGGAGCCAGAUCUUGCCUGGACUUCCAAGCUCAGCAGCCACAUCACCUCUCCCAGGUGUAUCCCUAGGUUGAAGCUCCAGCUGUAUCACACUGCCAUCAUCUUCUGGGCUCUGAUCCCCAGCAUCCAACCCAACCAACACAUAUUCUGACAUGUCAUAGAGUCACCUUUGUCUUGUCCUGGUCACCCUUUUCUGUCCUCAGUCCCCAGCAAGGCAUGGCAGCCUUUACCAUUGGAAACCUCCUCUUAUUGCCACCAGAUCCCACUCCUCUGCCACUGUGGAAGGGAUCAGGGCAGUGGUUGUCCAGAGAUGCUGUGGAACACAGGUGAUGUACAUCCCAUACCUGUGGCUCCAGUGUUUGCAAACAAUUUUCCAGUAUCUUCCCAGCAAUUCUCAGUAAUUUCCCAGCAUCUGGUGCUGGUUUAGAGCCUGCUCGAGAUGUAGCAGCACAACAGACAGAAAACGUGAGACGGCAGCUCUGGCCCCUGUAUUCUGCCUGCUUUUAAACUCCAGGAAGUCCAGGCAUGCUCCAAAUAGAAGUUUGUUGCUGCUGGCUGGGGAACACAUAGAUCUGUUGUCCCCAUGUGCCAAGCCUGUGUCCCCUGGGGCUUGUCUGGCCAGGCAGUAGGGACACCCAGUUCUGAUGACCAGGGCAGCUUGAGGGCAGGAGAGGCACAUCUGGGCCUCAUCACUGCAUCCUGCUGCCCAUGGUCCUGGAGGGUGACCCCUUUCUGGUGUGAGGAGUCAUGACCUGCCAUCCGUUUGGCAGCUGGAGAUACCAAGAACAGGCAGGGGGUUUGCAUGCCACCACAAAAUCCUGCUUGCCUGCACUGUGGCUUCCUGCUGGGAUGCCCCAUGGCUCAGCUCCCUGCCCCAGUAGCCUGUAAAUGUCACACACAGGCUGUGAGGACCCAAAGGAAGCAGCAAAUUCUGUGCUUUGGGGAAUAAAGAGGCCUGGUGCUGGGUGCUGCUCUCCCUGUUGCCAAAGGGGAAGAUGCACUGGUGCUGGACAUGGGCAAAGAGGGCUUUCCAGCAGACUGAGAAGAUGCAAAGGGAGGGCUGGGGUGAGCAGCAAUCUGGAAUAAAGGAGAGGGACCCAAAUGCCAAAAUCAACUUUGUCUUCAAGCUGUGGAGAAGAAAAACAGGAAGGGACCAUGAGACCAGUCCCAGUGCCGGCACCUCCCUGUCCCACUGUGGGGCCAGGGCACUUCCUGCAGGCUUGGGCUCUCUGGUGGCUCCCAGAGCCGCUGAGUGAGCAGGAGGCUUCCUGCUGCAGGCUGGAGCCCUGCCUGGACGCACCCUGCCCCAAGUACGCAGAGGCACAUCCAAACUUGCCUUUGCUGCCAUAUCCCACCCUCCACAGGGUGGAUGCUGUGCCAAGAUCGCCAGGGGAGCUGGUACAAGCCGGGCCUGGAGAUGCUGAGAAUGUGCCAGGUCAAAGCAGCCCAUGGACUGCAUCCACAUGAGGCAGGGAUGUGUCCAGCUUCCUGGCAGGGAACAGGGACCAGCCCAAGCCCAGCAGGAAAAAAGUGCAGAACAUGGCUUGGGAUAUACUUGGUUUUAAAAAUUUCCAUCAGCUGAUGCUACGCACCAGUGCAAGUCUCCAGCACUGAGGUAUGGAGACAUCCAUAUCCAUUGUCUCCAUCCAGCACAGGGUGGCCAGAUCGUGUCUCAGGCAGGGGCUUGUUUGGAAAAUCUAUAGCUUUGGCAAAAGCCUUUGCAACAGGGCACUGGUUGUGGGUGGUUGUGCAGCAGUGCCUGGGCUGUUUGACUGCCACCAGCCCUGCCAAAUUUCUGAGCUAGCCCUCAGGACUAGCCUCCUCCUCUCCCUGCCUCGCUGCCAGGAUCAGCCCGCAUUUUGCUGGGGAGGAGGCGAGUUGCACAGGACUGUGAAGCAAAACAGUCUCAACUUACCUCUCAUGGCUGCUUCUGCUUCCUUCUGUGCCAAAUCCUGAGCCAAGGAAAGAAGUAAAAGCAGCUUAAGCAGAAUAGCCAUGAAAUAUACAGCCGUAUAUGUCAUGAAAUGGUGUAGAGAGCAAAGGGUAUGUACACAGUCAGUGGUUCAGCAGGAAGGGAAGGAUGCAUGGAUUGAAGGAGACCUGCAGAUGUAUAUAUGAAUGUGUGGAUCAGUUGUCAGGGGGAGGAAGAGAUAGAUGAAUUUAUAGAUUAAUGUAUGGAUAGGUGGUUUGGACACUUAGUUACCAUCCUAAGCAUCAAAGAUGCUCACUCUGCAGGGGCUGACUUGUGAAGAAGGAUGAGAGGCCCAUGGGCAGAGAGCAAGGACUGUGUUUGGGAACAAGCCUUGGGUGUGACCUGUGUGCCCAGUCCUCAUGUGGCAUCACAGCUGACAUGAGCCAGAGCCUGAGCUGUCAUCAGUGCAGGUCCUGAGAGUACAGGGGAGAAUGUGAGCAUCUCCAGAGGGAUUGCAUCCCCCUCAGGAGCCACUUCCAUCUCACACUGCCCAGACACAGAGUAGGAACAGCAGAGACAGUGUGCCCAGAGACGCAGUGCAUCCAAACAUGAAUGCUUUGAAAAUGUAGUGCUGAGCAUUCACCCUGACCAUGGCUUUCAUCUCACCUCCAUGUGGAUACCUCUGCCUGGGAACUUGCUAGAGAUCCAAGCACUCAACCCAUUAGAGACCCCUGUGAUCCCCCAUACUCCCUCUUCUUCAUCUGCAUCCCUUUCUAGCUGCCACAGGCCUGAAAAUUCCUUGCUCUUUUUCUGCAACAGAAGAGGAAACAUCACCUACCAGGCCAAAUGUGGAGAAGGAAGAGAACUGAGACAUCUUCUUGCUGCUGCAUUGUCAGCUUCUCCCUCCAGAAAUUGGUUGGUUUCUUUUCUUUGCUUGCUGGGGCUGGCCCCUUCCCUGCCUCUAGGAUGCUUCUGUUCUUUCACAGACGGGAAAUGCCAAGCACCUGGCCACAGAGAUGCUGGGAGGCAACAGCCAGCAGCACAGCACUGCUGCUUUUGAUGCUCUUGGGAAAUAGUUACACCCUGCUCCAAGCAGCAGCAGCAGCCCACAAUUUUCCUGCUAGAUUUUCCCUUUUUCUGUUUUUUUUCAGCACUGGAAACAGUCCUGCUGUCCAAGCACGAGUUCCAAGUGUGUUGUGUCCCUGUCCUGGAGUGUGGUGGCACUAGGGGGCACAUGCUGCGUGCUCCCCAUGCACACGUUUCUGCUGUGCAACAUGAGGGCUGCACCUCCUCAGAACUGCCGUGUCACUUGCUCAGAGGAGAUGAUCUCCUCCCUUCCCCAUGGCAGGAACUCCAUCUUCUCCAGCUGCAGCGACUAAAACAGAGCAGGACACACUUUGGCAGCUUCCCUGGGCAGCCUCUCUACCUGCUUUCCUCCCACCAGCUGCACUUUUUCCUCCCCUGCAUUCACUGCCACAUCUUUGUCAGCAUGGGCAGAAUAAGCAAGUGGAGGUUAUGGACAGCAUGGCCCAGCCCUCUGCAGGAACUUCUGAACCAGCUGUGACGGUCCCAUGCUCCCCAUGUUUCCAGGAUUCCAUGGAGCAGGCACUGGGCAGACAGAGUUCUGUACAGCUAUGCCUUUGUCUUCAUCCUGAAUAUGAUGGACCCAAGUCAAAUGUGCCUCUGGGAGUCUCGUGUGUGCUGUGCAGGGUAACAUCACAUUCAAGCAAUUCCCAGCCUUUGUUCUCCACUGGGAGAUCCACCAGGUGUGGGAGCAGUUGAGCUCCACGUGAAUUCUAGGCACUGGCACUGGCAGUCACCUCUGUGCUGAUGGAUCUGGAGGUUGUAAGGUGCCCAAAGUGUCAGAUCUGUCUGAGAUCCACUCCUGGGAUGAUGGCUGAUCCCCAGCAGGAUCUGCAGGUCUUACAGGCACUGAUUCCCAGGGAAAGCUAACCUGGAAAGUGCUGAUCACUAGAAAUAUGCUGACCUGGAAGGCACUGAUGCCAGAGGGGAUUCUGACUUGGAAGGUGCUGAUUGCCAGUGGAGUGCGGAGGAUGCCAGCCUGGAGGGCACUGAUUCCCAGGAGGAUACUAACCUGGAAGAGAGAUGCCUGGGACGAUGCCAGUCUGGAAGGCACCAAUCCCCAUGGCUUUGCUGACCUGAAAGGCACCAUUUGUCCAGAACAUGGUGCUUUAUUUCCCCUACUACAGAGCAUUUCUUUCAGCUCCCCACAUACCCUGGGCAGCAGCUUGGCCAGGGUCCUCUCCAAGGCUUGUCUAGGGAUCCACACUCAGGCAUCUGUGGCUGGCGGCAAAGAGCCUGGCCAGCUGCCUGAAGGGAGCUGAACCAGCACCACCUAUUCCAAUUUCCCUCCUCCCCAGAACCAGCUAUGGGCAAGGGGCCGUGUGGCUCCCGGCUUCUGCCAAGAUAACCACGAGCCACAUCCUUCAGCAGGCGAGAUACACAGACUCUGUUUUCCCACUAGAUGGCAAACAUUGCCUUCAAAAACAGCCUUCGGAGAAAUUGUGCCCAUCCCUGUGAAAGGAGGCUGAGAAAAUGCUCAGGGAAAAGCCUGGGGGUGAUGGGCCUGAGGCUUCUUCAGGGUGGGGCUGGAGGUGGCAAGGACCCUGACAUGAUCCUCACCUUGCUCUUUCUGUCAUUUCUGAAGUGGUUUUCCUUUCCCAGCUGCCUGGUUUCUCCCCGGUCCUGGAAGACCCAUCCCUUGUCCUGUGCUGGUGGGACUGAGCACCCUGGGUGUGCAGGAGAAGCAUCUGGUUAACUCUGGGUAGCACCUUGAACUUCCACAGCCACAGAGCGAAGCCCAGAAGCUUUUCUGGGAAUUAAUUACAUUGUGGUUUGUGAACCAAAUGAGUGUUCAUUCCUCUCUGCCAGUGCCCAGGUCCACAGGCAAGCCAUUAUGCUGUGUGGAAAUAAAGGAGGCAGGGAUGAAGGGUGUGCGUGGGGAUGUGCACACUUGUCUAAGGUCUUCUGCUAGCUCAGAAGUAUUUCCAGGCUUGUUUAAGUUUUAAUUCAGACCCAGAUUUUUUCAUAGUCUCUGUAUUAUCCUUGUGCAGAAGUUUCCUGAGUGUUUGCUGCUGGCCCUGGCAUUGGUGCAAUAUUGCUGUGUGGUUAAACAUGAUGUGUCAUAGCUAAUGAAGGAGCUAACUGUGGAUAGUAAAUGUUUAAUAUGGACAAAUCAAGCCAAUUAGGGAAUGUCAAGAGAAAAGUGUGUCAUCUCAGCUGUGUCUGUCCUGUGUGGAGGAGAGGUCCUGUGGAAGAGUAAAACCCCUGCCACCGCAGGAUCAGCAGCUCCUAACACCAGCCAAGGGUAAAGAUGCUGGAUGCAGAUCUUCCUGCAGACCUCCAGCCCACCCUGGGGGUAUCUUCACCUGGGAACAAGGACAGUUUUUUCAGAACAAGACUUUGUUUCUGGAAUGCAGACCUCUGUGUGGCUGGAGGGGAUGGCUGUCAUCUCCAGAGCCAAGCUGGGAAAUGAGAAGUAGUAAAUCAUCUCACUUAAAACACUCCUUGUAGACCCCCAGCAGGACUCUUGGCCAUUCACAGCAUGCUGCCUGGUUUUGUGGCAAGCCUGUGGCCUGGUUUUGUGGCAAGCCUGUGGCUCAGCAGUGCUCAGACGGGAGCACCAUGGAUCCCCAACAAUGACAGCCCCUCACCAAGCAUUAACUAAUGGCAGCAGCUGAAUUCCCUCCACAAAGCACUCUGGAGCCCUGCUCCUCACAGCUUCCUCUGCCCUCGCUGCCUCAGUUUCCUCCUGGGACAUUGUUUGGUAUCAUUUACACUUAGGUUAGAAGAACCCUUUAGGUGUCCUGGCCUUUCUUCCACGAGGGCUGGCAAAUCCCUCACCAGGCUGUUUAUAGUCACAGAGAAAACUCUGGAAAAUGAAAGGAAGAGUGUGACUGGGGAAUAGAAACUGGGGGAGCUGUUGGGAGCCAGUGUGCAGCCUGUGGCUCAGGGCAGCGAGCCAGUGACAGAUCAUGAUGAGCCAAGCAGGUAGAAAGAGAAGGCCCUUCUGGCCCUUUCCAGCUGGGCUCCCUGCCAACCCUUGUGUUGGUGUGUGCUGAUUACUGGGGACAACAGGGACAGCAGUGACAACGUGGAUGGUGUGGGCUCUGGUGCAGCACCCCUGUGGCUUGAGGCUUCCCCAUCCCUUGGUGAAACUCACAGCCUCUGCAGGCAGCAGAGCAGAAGUUCAGCACAGAUGUGACUGCCUCAGUCCUGAAGUUGAGAUUUACCAGCCCAGGAGGGUUUGACCUCUUAACCUGAGGGCACCAAGGAAUGGACAAGUACCCCUGUCUAGGGCUGUCAUAUCUUUGUCUUGAUGUGUUCCUGAUUCCAGCUUUCCAGUCCAGGUCCUGGGGUGGUUUCCACUAAAUGCUUCCUGUCUCUGCAUGGCAUCUCCAAUUGGUGACAGGCUGCCAUGCACAGCAGCCACCCUCCCACCCCACAGUCUUACUUUGGGCCCCAUCUCAAUCCCUGGAGGCUGGGCUCUGUUAGGAGUGGUCUCAAGAUAACCAGCAAACCAGGGGCUGAGGCAAACUGGGAGCCAUGUUCUCCCAUCCGCAGCAGCGUGACACCAUCCACAUCCCUCAGCUUGUGCUGCCUGGUGAGAAAAUCCUCUAAGCAUGAGGCUGGCAAUGCUUCAGAAAUUCUGGUAGAGCUGCCUGAGCUACCUGCAGAAAAGGUAGCCAAAGGAGCUGGAGAAAUGCUUUUGCUGUGUGCAGAGCUGAGGAAUGAGCCUCUCCAGACCCGUGUGGCAGGAUAAGGGGAAUAGCCCACCGUGGCACUCUGAGAGCCCCAGCAGAAGCAUCGUGCAGAAAUCAACACCCAGGCAUGCAUAGAGAGGAGCAAGGAUGCUCCAGCUAUGCUUGCACUAAGAAAUCUGACAGGGACUUCUUUCUGGUUGGGAAUGUUGCCUGGCUUUGGGUGAGGCUCGCUGACCUGGGCCAAAACCUGCUGGGAAUAAUGCUCAGAGUUUUCCAGCACAAGGGGACAUUUGCUCCAGUCACUGCCACCUGCAGCCCUGAUGCCCUGCAGUGGGCACCCCACUGUGUUCAGGGGCACUGGGACAGUCAGGAAGGUCUGAAGGAAGACUCCUGCCUGUAGCUUGGCUAAAGAGAGCUGCUGAGCUCAGGGGCCCACUGGAAGGUUGGAUGGAAGGAAGCACAGAACAAUUUGUGUGCCACCAUUGCUGGGAGGGCUGCUGCCCAGCAGCAGGGGAACCCAGCAGAAACCGAAGCCUCAGAGGAAAGAGGAAGAAGUCAGCGCUGUUGGUGGCUCAGAUCCUGCAGUGGGUUAGUGGCCUCCCCUUCCUGCGGGAUUUUUGCUGUUUGCUCAUUCUUAUUACAGAGAAUAAUAGGAGCUUGGCUCUGCUCCAGGGCCCACUUCUGCAGAAAAUAACCUCUUUCUCUUCCUUUUUGCAUUACAAUCCUUUAAAAGCAGCAGUUCCUAAGCUGUGGCUUGAGGAUCUGUGGUGAAGACCUGACAGGUGAUGUGCAGACCUGCUUCUUCACCUCUACAGUGCUCCUUGCUCUGCAGGGCUGGAGACCUAUAAAAGUGUUAGAACUGGGAUCUGGAGCCAGGGGUCAGGUCAUGCUUUUAUUUCUUCAGGAAGGCAGUCACUUCAAAGAUAAAAAACCGAAAGGAUCUGCCACCUUUGCUGGAACAUCAGCUGCAAAAGGAAGUGCAGGUUCCCUUUGCACAGGCUCCAGCACAGCCCAUGGUGACUGGUACUGUGAUUCCCUUGGUAUAACAAUUCUGAUACCCUUCCUCAAAGCACAGCUCAGAUCCAGAAUGUAAGAAAAGCCCAAAAAAGACAAGGAGACUGGUUGUCAGGGUGAUGGGCAGCAGCUGAACCCUCACAAGGUGCGAGAAGGGGUGCUGCCCACCCAGCUGUAGGGUCUUGCUCCUGUCACGCCAAGGGAAGCCCAGUCUCUUGGUAUCUCUGGGAUCUGAGGUGUUGACCCAUCCUGUGCUCCUCAUCUUUGCCAGGAACGGCAAGGAGACAACACAGCUCCCCACUGCUCCUCUAGUUGUGGCUCAGGCCAGGAGUGACAAAGUACCUCUGCAAGCCACACAAUCCAUCAGCAGCAAAGGACAAAUUGCCACUGUCAGCUCUAAAAGAGAGAGGAUAAGACCAAGGUGUGGAGCUUGCAAAUGUCUCUGCAAGGAAAUGAACCUUCAUUGUAGCACUGUGAGUAUUUACUGAAAUGUACACAGGGCUGUGUAAUCUGUAAACCUGAGCAGACUGUAAAAAGGGGGAUAAGGUGCCAAGUCCUCCCUUUAUCAUUUAGAUUUACCUUCACUUCUUUUUUCUUUGAAGACAGUUACCAGGCUAAGUUUUUGUAUCUUGUACCCAAUAAAGAUAUUGAAAGCCC